Molecule: messenger RNA, 249 nt
Organism: Laetiporus sulphureus 93-53
Lineage: Eukaryota; Fungi; Basidiomycota; Agaricomycetes; Polyporales; Laetiporaceae
Exons: 1
Source: RefSeq, a predicted model, not a curated record
UGGUUAGAGGAGCUCACAGCAGCAGGCUGCCUCGGUGAUUUCAGUGAUGUUUCCAUCGGCAUCCGAGAUGGUUUUUGCUUGGGUGUUUCUUCCCGCCUCACCUCUACGUAUAUUUCUCGUAAUCACAAAUCUGCCUCAGAUCAUCCUGAGGCUGUUGCGCUACACAUUUCCACUGAGCUGGCUGCAUGCCAGUAUUUUGGUCCUUUCCAUCCUGAUCAUCUCGAAUCUCUUAUCGGUCCUUUUUGUACC